AGCACUCAGAGACUAGGCGUGGUACUCUGUUGGUGCAAUAAGCCUUGUGUGGUCAAGACAUCCGCCACAGAGUUAAACCCAGGCAGGCAGUUCUAUGGGUGUCCUUUUUGGAAGGACGAGACCAAGAAUUGUCGCUUUUUUAGGUGGGUGCGACAGAAUGCUGAUGAAGAUAAGCAAGCAAACUCUGAAAGUAGUUGUUCGAUUCUGAAGCUCGAAGACAGUUUGCGUACAGCACAGUGUAAGGCUGAGAGGAGGAAGAAAGAGAUGAAAAUUCUGUCCGAUGAGUUAUCUAGAUUGAUGAAAGCACAUGAGAUUAUGGUUGCUGAAGGGAGG
This is a messenger RNA of Linum tenue, 333 nucleotides long. Lineage: Eukaryota; Viridiplantae; Streptophyta; Magnoliopsida; Malpighiales; Linaceae. The record is from the annotation of a GenBank genome assembly.